Molecule: messenger RNA, 2951 nt
Organism: Misgurnus anguillicaudatus (oriental weatherfish)
Lineage: Eukaryota; Metazoa; Chordata; Actinopteri; Cypriniformes; Cobitidae
Source: RefSeq, a predicted model, not a curated record
CACAGGAGGUGGCGGUGUGCAGAAGAAGAAUCUUCAAGGAAAGUCAUCGCACUCGGCUUACACCGCUUCCGGGCAGCUAUUUCAGUCCUAUCUAGUUGAAUUGAAAAGAUCAAAAGUCGCUCGCCAAAGUCACGAUAAUACGAUAUAUAAAUUUUUACUGGAAGGUGGGACUUCCUGCGGCUGUACUGAGCGUUGCACUUUUCCGCAUUCACAGUUUUUCGGACAGUGGCGGGUUGUUAUAAUGUAGUCUUUGUUGUUCUCCAGGCCACUGGAGGCGCUGAUGUGACUGUAGAUCCUUCAGACAUCCAUCAGGCGCGAGUUUAAACAUUCAAACAAAACAUUUGACAUCGAGAUUUUAACCUUCAGAAUACAUUAAAACACACAAUUUUGUGUUUUGGUCAGGUCUUAGGUCAUGGGUGUCUCCGAGCUCUGGUCUAUUCUGGAUCCGGUCCGGCAGAGCGUUCCUCUAUACAGUCUGUCAGGAAAGACGCUGGCCGUGGAUCUCAGCCUAUGGGUCUGUGAAGCCCAGCACGUGCAGGGCAUGAUGGGAAAAGUCACUAAACCACAUCUGAGGAAUCUGUUUUUCCGUGUGUCCUCUCUCACUCUGAUGGGUGUAAAGCUGGUGUUUGUGAUGGAGGGAGAAGCUCCAAAAAUCAAAGCGGAGACCAUGAGCAAACGCACAGAGAUGAGAUACGGCAAUCUGCAAUCCUCGAAACCAGCAGCUGUCAAAAACACCAGCAGAGGCAGAUUCAAGGCUGUUCUGAGAGAGUGCGCGGAGAUGUUAGAUUGUCUGGGUGUGCCGUGGGUAACGGCAGCGGGUGAAGCAGAGGCCAUGUGUGCCUUCCUGGACUCGCAGGGCAUCGUGGACGGAUGCAUCACUAAUGACGGAGAUGCUUUUCUUUAUGGCGCUCAGACGGUUUACAGAAACUUUAACAUGAACACAAAGGAUCCUCAGGUGGACUGUUAUCAGAUGUCUCGGGUUCAAUCAGAACUUAAGUUGAACAGAGAGACACUCGUGGGUUUGGCUAUUUUCCUUGGCUGUGAUUACAUCCCUAAGGGUGUUGCAGGUGUUGGUAAAGAACAAACACUAAAACUGAUACACAAUCUGAAAGGACGAUCUCUUCUUCAAAAGUUCAGUGAAUGGGGUUCAGAUUGUGCCGAUAGGUCAGAGGUCGUGGUAAAGAAGGUCACUCACUGUCUGGUGUGUCGUCAUCCUGGCUCUGCUAAGUCUCAUGAGCGCAGUGGUUGUGGGUUUUGUAAGAGUGAGCGUUUCUGCUCACCUCAGGACUAUGACUCUCUGUGUCCGUGCGAAUGGCAUCGCACUGAACACACUCGGCAGGCGUCCUCCAUCGAGACUAACAUCAGAAAGAAGACGCUGGCAUGCGAUCGGUUUCCAUUCACAGAGAUCAUCAAUGAGUUCUUGGUGACGAAGGAUAAACCCACUCCACCCUUCCGGAGGAGAAAACCCAACCUGCUGCUGAUGCAGAACUUUGCUCUGGAGAAGAUGGACUGGCCCAGACACUACAGCAGUGAGAAGGUUCUGGUGCUCUUGACCUACACAGAGCUCAUGAACAGGAAACAUGGCAGAGACACACCUGCUCACAUUCAGCCUGUAAGAAUAUAUAAAGCACGAGUUAGGAACGGAGUCAGUUGCUUUGAAGUGAUCUGGAAGAAACCAGAUCAUUACGUGUUUGCUGAGGGCUGUGAUGAGCAGACAGAAGUGAGAACCAUAGAGGAAGAAUCUCUCUUCAAUCGGGCAUAUCCUCAGAUCAUCCAGGACUUCUACAGAGAGCGAGCUGAAGCUCAGGAGAACAAAACAAAGAAAAAGAAACCAAAAGCAAAGAAAGAAAAGCAGAGUGACUCCCACGAUGUCAUGUCUGAUCUCUUCGCUCAGAUGUCUUUGGCCUCGGACUCCAGUAGAUCUAUAGAGAAACCCAGCAGUGAUGUCACUACGAACCCAUCACAGUGCAAACCACAGCUGAUUCCAGCUUCCCCGACCUCUGUGGCCCAUCUCUCACCGGCCCAGAAUUCUCCGUCUGUGUCUGCUCUGAUUGGCCAGCUGCAGCUCAGCAGUAUAGACUGGGAUGCUUCGUCGUUCGUGGAAUCUCCAUCCCAGCAGUCUCAGACUGAUGACAGAUCUGAACACCCUGUGGCUCCGAUCUCUAGUUUACACGCUGAUAUCGACGUAAAUGAGCGUUCCCUUAAGGAGCGGAUCAUUGUGAAAAAUGUUAUAAAGUCUGACGCAUCGAUAGAUGCCAUGCUGAAGAUUCAAAAACCGAAAAAGUCGGAAAGUUCUGAGUCUAAACUAUGUGACAUCUCAGGUCCCAAAGCACAUUCAAAAGUUCCAAAAACACAACCGAAUAUUGCUGGGAUGAAUGCCAAAGCAUCUACAAACCUAAAGCAUCCCAAGCCAAACACAGCUAAACAUGCACAAGCUACAUCGGCACCUCUGAGCUCUGCACUGAUGCCUCCUCGGAUCAAUCCAGCAUCAUCCAGAGUCCCAUCUGAAAAAAACACUGAGAGAAAACUACCAAGCGUGUGUGUUAGGCAAGAUCCAUUCAGUGAUGACAGUGACACAGAGAAUCGACCACAGAAACACAAAGUCAAGGUCACAUCCAAAUCGCUGAAACCUGACAAAACUGGACCGGCCCUUCCACUUAUGGUAAAGUAUUCACCGAAUAAUGACCAGCUGAGUGCUAAAACCCCAGAAAAACACACUGACAUUAAAUCAACUCAACUUAUCCGACUGCAUCAUGUGAAGACGGACAGCGACGAUUCAGAUGUUUCUGUGGACAGCCCUUUACCUCUGGCUGAAAGACUGAAAAUGAGAUUUGCAAAGUGAUGCAUUUGAAUGGAAUUAAGAAGUAGAAAGUGAAUCAUUUCAUAUGAGACCAUGUUGGAAAAUAAAAUUUGCUAAUAAAUGUAUUAUGUUACGCCAUUUUUGUAAGCAA